UGUUUAUAUGUCGGUAUGAGUCUACACGUAUUCCAUACAACAUGAACCGCGUACAACAUCAACUUUGUUCAUUCGGCUCAAAUCUCUUUCAUCAGACCAAUUCAGAUAUCAAAGCAAGCAAACGUAUCAAUGAACCUCAAUUGGUUCCAAUCAGUCCGGGCGUUAAAUUUUCGAAAAUAGCUAGCGCUACAGACUGUCAAACGAUUGUAGAAGUGGAAGCGGAGGGCAGUGAGUCUGGAAUUCAAAUUUGGGGAUACGAUCAUACUCAGGAUCGUGUCGCCAUCCGUCCUGGUACCACUACAACUCAGUUGAUCAAUAUCAAACAAUGGAUUGGGGGCGAAGAAGUAUUGGGCUAUCUUGAUACUGAAGGGUGCAUACAUCGGCACAAUGAUUCCCCUCACUCGACAAAAAUCUCGGCUGAAGAUUGUAGACAGUAUCAAGCUGUGGCCAUCAGCGGUACGGGCCUUGUUUUAGCGGCACCGACUUCAGAAGUAAGACUCGCACCACUGCUACCAACAGAUCAGUCAAGCCAAGCCGACACUUAUAGUUGUAAACUAGAGCUUUGGCCCUCCUUCGAUUCACUUCUCGCGGGGCCUUCAAAAUCG
Molecule: messenger RNA, 605 nt
Organism: Melampsora larici-populina 98AG31
Lineage: Eukaryota; Fungi; Basidiomycota; Pucciniomycetes; Pucciniales; Melampsoraceae
Exons: 2
Source: RefSeq, a predicted model, not a curated record